AGACAAGUCAAGAGGGAGAAAGAGAGGAGUGCUGAACGAUGAGAGAGAAUCUCGGCAGUGUGUCAACCCCAAACAUGGCAUUUACAGACUACGUGAAUCCCACAGAGCUGGCCACGGACAAGGAGAUAAAGAGGAAUAACUGGAGGAACAGAAUAGGAUUUCUCCUGAAGACAAACUCUUCAGUACUGCAGCGCGUGAAAGUCAGACACUACAGGCCAAGCGUGGAUGACGUGAGCCAAUGGGCGCAGUCGCUUGACAAGCUGCUCAGUCAUAAAUAUGGGAAAACCGCCUUUUGUAUGUUUCUGAGGUCUGAGUUCUGCGAAGAGAACAUUGAGUUUUGGUCAGCCUGCGAGGAGUACAAGAAGCUCACAUCGCAGAAGGAUCUGGCGUCCAAGGCCAACAGCAUUUAUGAGGAGUUCAUUAAAAGUGAAGCUCCAAAGGAGAUCAACUUGGAUUUCCACACCAGAAACGCCAUUGUGCAGGGCCUCCACCAGCCGACUGCAACUAGCUUCCUGGCAGCUCAGAGGAAAAUCUACAACCUGAUGGAGAACAACUCGUACCCCAGGUUUAUCAGCUCCGACCUCUACAAAGAUCUGUGCACAGCUGCUGAAAGAGACGCCAAGCACAUUAAGUCCUAGCCAAACUAGACACCCAGUCGUGGAGUCAUUUGUUUACCACUGUGACUGUGAAUAGACUGCGCACAAUGUUCAUUGCGGGCACUACCUCAGUACAAAACAGCUGAAUGCAAAUUCUUAGCAUAAACAUUAACGGGCAAGUGUGGAAUAUGCAAAGCGUUGUCCCGCUGAGAGCUCUCAACAAGGAAGCGGGAAUGAUUAGGCCGGAUGCUGUAUGAUGCUCCAAACAGUGCACAGACUGUCUCGAGCAGAUGGGAUUAAUGUUUUCAUCACUGAGCCAUUACCUGCACCUUCUUCCCAAUGCCAUUAGAAUUUGGUAUUUUGAGCAAUGGUGCCUCAUGCCACUGCAUUCAAAGUCCAAACACUUAACUCUGCGUCUCUUACCUUACAUUAAACCAACAGCAUUUUCUGUCAUGAUAUCCAGUUGAACACUGUAUGAGUCAAACGCACCUGCCAUUAAACCCUAGUUUGCAUUUCUCUGAUGUUUGCACCAGUUUACAUUUUUAAAAAAUGCAGCUUUAAUUUAUAUGAUAAUAUCCACUGUUUCAUCUGAUGGCUGCAUUUGGCCUGAAAUGACUGUGACAUUGUAAGAUACUGUAAUUAUGUGAUGUUGCAUUAUGUGUUUAAUGUGAAUUUUAGCAUGGGGCAGCUGGACUGUUUUCAGAAUAAAAUGUGUUCUUCAGUGCUGAAA
Molecule: messenger RNA, 1326 nt
Organism: Archocentrus centrarchus (flier cichlid)
Lineage: Eukaryota; Metazoa; Chordata; Actinopteri; Cichliformes; Cichlidae
Gene: rgs2
Product: regulator of G protein signaling 2
Exons: 5
Coding region: 39-638 (199 amino acids)
Source: RefSeq, a predicted model, not a curated record